AAAUCUCUCUCUUCAUUUUUCUGUUGUCACUUAUUGCAAUGAUUUGGCAACGAAGCCUUGUUUACACUGAAUAUACCGUAUUUAACUGUCAAUGAAAGAUGUUGUGGUGUCUAAUUACCGAACCCAAUGGUACUGUCCAUGAAUUAAUCCUAGAUCAUGACGCAAACGGACUUGACUGCCUCGAAAAGGUUUGCAGUCGCCUUCAUAUCGUGGAAAGGGACUAUUUCGGUCUUCGACAUAAAGAUGCAGUGAAUGGUGUUGAAUUUUGGUUGAACCUUCGAAAUCCUCUAUGCCACCAGGUCUCGGGAAAAGCCCCAUACCGGCUAAAAUUUGCCCCAAAAUAUUUUGUGAGACCUCAAGAGCUGCAACAGCCAACUACCAGGGACUUGUUUUAUUUCACAUGUCGACAACAGCUCAGAGAUGUCAAGUAUGAUUUUACAAAUGUAGAUUCAAAAACCUUUGCAAAAUUAUUUAGUUUAAUUGCACAAGUUGAGCAUGGAGAGUACAACCCAAACUGUUUACCAGAAUACUCAAGCUUCUUUCCUUGCGAAAAAUGGUGUGCAGAUUUCCAACAACUCGUUGAGUCAAGUCAUUUGGAACUUGAAAAGAUAACAGCAGAUGAAGCCAAGAUUGAAAUUUUACAUAUUCUGUCAAAUCGGCUUGAAUAUGGUGUCGAAACCUUUCAUGUUAACUCUGCAACUGCAAAAAACACAAGCCUUGUUUUGUUGUGUCGACACGAUGGACUGAGAAUUUAUAGAAAAGAGGCAGCGGGAAAGAAAAAGACACACAAAAAAAAGUCUGAGGAUGAAGGCAAUGAUUCAGAGGUUGUUUUAAAGGAAAACACAGUUGUUGACAAGAAGCAACCAAAGUCUCAAGUGCAGCUCCUGCAAUUCAUUCCUUAUGAAGAAAUUUCCACUGUGUCAUAUAAAGGCAAGCUGUUCACUAUUUCUUAUGGAGAUAUUUCCUCCCACAAUCAAAAGAAGCUUGGAUUUAAACUCAAGUUGCAAAAAGAGACAGUCAAUCUGUUUAGAACAUUUACUGAAUUUCAUUCAUUUUACCAAUGCAAAAUGGUCAAAAAAUCUGUCAUGGAAAAGUGCACUCGCAACUCUGUUGGUCGUGUUGCUUCGUUUUUCCGACCAAAUACAAAAAUUGGUCGGCAAUACUUGUUUGAUGUUGUGAAGACAAGACGUCAAGCAUACAAUGCUGCAUGGAUGGAACUAAAUGCUCCUGACAAGCGGAGGCAGUCUUCCUUUUAUUCAAGUGAACGUGCAUUUGGAAGAAAGGGAAAAGUGGUUGAUAGAUUCAAAGACCAGAGAAUGUGUCAAUCAGUCAUAAUGAAGCGCAAGCCAGCAAGAUUGUUCAUUGAAAGUGACAGUAGCAGUGAAGAUGACAUUGCCUCUUUCCAUCCAUUUACAAUGAAGAGAAAGAAGAUUACCUCUGAUAUAAAAAAAAUUGCAGAAUUUUCAGAAGAGCAGCUACGUGACUUUGUAAGAACACUGCAGGAUUCACGCACUUGUCAGGUAUGCAUGGACUCCGAGGUCUCUACUGCAUUCUGCCCAUGUGGUCAUGUUGUUUGUUGUGUUCAGUGCUCUGCUUUGGUGAAGGAAUGCCCGCUUUGUCGAGCUCACAUCACUUAUGCACAAAGGGUGUUCUUUUCUUGUGAGCAGCAAAGUUUUUGAGAAUUUCUUCACUGCAUCGUUUUGUAUCACAGACAUAUCAAAGAACCCCAAUGUAGAUGUUCUGUGAAAACUAUUUUCGACUAAAAAGUGAUAUUGGAAAAAGAUGGGUAGCUAACAUAUAGCUUGAAAUGGUGGGCUAUCAGCUGCAGAGAAGUGGAGCUUUGUAACUGUAAGCAGUGGUGCCCAACGUGGCUGAAUUCCUGGAAAGUGGUACAAAUUGCUGUUUUAAGCAUCUGGCUGGAGAAUAUGUUGAUAUUGUAAAACAUAAAAAGAUCUAAAAUACAAUAAAUUUUGUCUUUUGAUUAGCACCAGAUUUACAACUGUAAACAGGUUUGUGGGUUUUGACCUUCAUUCCUUAGUUGUUAUUAGCUAACUUAGUUGUGUUAUUGCCGGUAUAUUGAUAAGACGGUUACAUGAAGUACUUAAUUUCAAUGUUCAGGCUUUAUGUGACUUUUUGUGUAUGUCACUGAAAAGGUUUAUUGUUUAACCAUUUAUGCUCGGAAAUAGAAUAAAAACUUAGUUGUAGGCUCGUUGCCAGUAAAAAUUUUCCUAUUGCCUUGAAGAAUGUUCUUCAACCAAGCAUGUCCUUUAUCUGCACCACAUAACCUUCAGCCGGCAUACCGUUUUACUAGAAUUACAUAUCCAUGCAUGUAUAUCAUUUGUCUUUGUUGAUUGUUUGUCAUUUUGUAUUUAUUGCAUUUUGUUGCAAGCUCCGUUGCUGCAUUUUGUUCCUGUUUAUGUUGUUAUUGUCGUAGUCAGCACUUUUGUCUAAGUAAGCAGCUGUGAAGAUUUAUGGAGCUUUAAUGCUACACCAUUUAUUCCAAAGCAUAUAUUCCAGAAAUGUCUUUUAUAUUAAACAAGAUAUCACCACAAGAACAGCUGCCAUUUAGCAAUUAUAUUUCUUUCGUUUGUUGUUAUGCCAAUUCUGGAAAACUCAUGUCCGUUCACUCAAUAAAUGGAAAUUCCAGUUUUAGUCCAUCUGGUGAGCGGUUUGGCAUUUGAAAUGAUUUGACUGCAUCAUCUUUACAUUUACACAUAUUCGCUAUUUUUAUACGAUUUGAAAAAAGUAGAAUUUAGUUAUCCUUAUCUUAAAUUGAUGUUAUUCUUGUCUCUGUGUGUCAAUGUUGUCCCUGUCCUUGUUCCCAUUGUGCAAUUUUGUAAUUUUGUCGCAAGCAUGUCGUUACAUGUUGUUGUAAAUUCGAUAAAUAUGGCUGCUAUUAUUUGAUUUUAGCACAUUUUGAGCUCUUAUCUAUCCCCCAUCGUCUAUGACAUUUGUGCUAUUUGUUUCAAUAACACAAGAAAUAAUUUAGUUUUCUACCAGGGGCAAGGUUCCAAUUGCUGUUUUCAGGAGAGUUUGAAUAUAGUUUAGAUACUUUUGUUUGGAGGAGUUGAAACAAUUGAAUAGCAGGUUAAAAAGCAUAGAAAAUAUAUAGUUUGCUAAUACUGUGAACAUUAGGUCAUUUGUACCAUUGACCCCUUCCUUAGGCCCAUUGUUCUUUUGUACUUUUGGUAUACCACCAGUUCGUAUGAAGAACUCUACUUACUAUACGAUUAUGUUAAUCUCAUUUGUAAAUGUAUUGCCUCCGUUCCCAUUACUGAUACGAACUCAUAAACACUGUACAUUGUUGAAAAUUGUUAUGUCUUUUAGGAGAGCGUGGGGCCUCGUCUUUGUUGUAAUCCGUUGUAGACUGUUGCAGAAGUAAUGCUCGUUGCUUUGAAAACCAAGAUUUUCUCCGUUCUAUCAAUAUGGUAUUGUAAGUGGGUUUUAUGUCAAUUUGCCCUGUUGGGUCAUGCAAAAACUUAUUUCCAGAAGGAAGUAUUGUUACUCCUCUCCUGUGCUUGACCCCCGCUCCCCUAUUUUAACGAGUUCAUAAACAACCCCAAUAAGAUGUCAAUUUCAUUUUACUAAAAAAGUUGAACCUUGUUUGGGGUUCUCAUCUAUAUAAACAUUUAUAAUAUUCACGCCUUUAUUUUAACGUUUGUUUGAAAGUAAUGGAUUUUAAGAAUUUUAUUGAGAUAACUUUUCUGAGGUUGAGAAUUAGCAGGGUGCCACGGUUGUUUACUUUUCGGCACUUUCUCUCCCUAUUUCAGCCCCCUAAUUCGUCAAUGAAAACCUUUGCCUUAAAAUUCGAAAGGUCUCUGCGACAAUAAUAUGCAGUAAUUCUAGCCAUGUCACCAGCCCCCUGUUCCCGCUUAUGUAAACUGUUGAUUCCCAUCCUCGGAGUUAUUGAAUAAAAAUUUUGGCUCCCUGAAAACGAUGCCAAUUUUAACCAUGCAAGUCCAAAGCAAAAAAGAAAGGCCAUUUUUAUCCCCCUUCCUUCCUCGAAUUGUGCUUUGUAUAUAGAGGUGAUAAACUCCAUUUCUUGACUUGAAAACCCCAGCCUUCAAGUGACGUGCAGCGGGGCUCUAAAAAUACAAUGAUUUUUGUUGCGAAAGUAGUGUAUUUCGAAUUAUCUAAUUACUCGUUCUUUCGCAUAUCAUUUCAAACUUUAGAUAAAAUGUAUAAGAAAUUGAUUAGUUAUGAAAUAGUUGGAAAAAUAUGAAAAGGAAUUUCUCCCUUGAUUCGUAUAUACAUUUUAAUCAUUUUAGGUUCAGUUUUUCAUAGAACUUGAAAAAGUCUA
Messenger RNA from Rhopilema esculentum, 4300 nucleotides. RefSeq names its product E3 ubiquitin-protein ligase MYLIP. The record is from RefSeq and is a predicted model, not a curated record. Gene Ontology annotation, cellular component: cytoskeleton. NCBI's taxonomy places the organism in Eukaryota, Metazoa, Cnidaria, Scyphozoa, Rhizostomeae, Rhizostomatidae. Gene Ontology annotation, molecular function: ubiquitin-protein transferase activity. Gene Ontology annotation, biological process: ubiquitin-dependent protein catabolic process.